Molecule: messenger RNA, 420 nt
Organism: Talaromyces amestolkiae
Lineage: Eukaryota; Fungi; Ascomycota; Eurotiomycetes; Eurotiales; Trichocomaceae
Exons: 1
Coding region: 1-420 (139 amino acids)
Source: RefSeq, a predicted model, not a curated record
AUGUUCACCUCUAAAACUAUCAUCGCCGUCCUCGCCGCCAUCGCGGGCCUUGCAUCCGCCGCUCCUUCCAAAGCCUCCUCCUCUUCCUCAUCGGCCAUCCCCUCCCCCUCUACCACCCCUUAUCUGACAACAUUCUACCUCCGAAAUACCGCCAUCACCAACGACAGCGGCUGCGUCGUCGAAGUCGACUCGUACACCGGCUGCGACGAAGUCGCCGUUCUCAGCGGCACUCAAAACUGCUCUGACAUCCAGGGAACGAUCUCCCAGCCGCUCUGUGGAGGCUCAUCUGUCACUGCUGAUUUUCAGGGUGGCGACCGAGGAACUCAUCUUUCGUACUAUGAUGAGAACCAGACGCUUGUGGCUUAUUGUAUCUUGCCGUCAAAUCCGGGGGCGUCGGCGAAGUGUGCUACGACUGAUUAG